Dunckerocampus dactyliophorus (ringed pipefish) is the source of this 2101-nucleotide messenger RNA. RefSeq names its product ankyrin repeat and SOCS box protein 2-like. Gene Ontology annotation, cellular component: nucleus. The transcript is spliced from 10 exons. The record is from RefSeq and is a predicted model, not a curated record. Gene Ontology annotation, biological process: positive regulation of transcription by RNA polymerase II; intracellular signal transduction. Lineage: Eukaryota; Metazoa; Chordata; Actinopteri; Syngnathiformes; Syngnathidae. Gene Ontology annotation, molecular function: protein binding; transcription cis-regulatory region binding. Bases 107 to 2101 code for a protein of 664 amino acids.
CGCCGCUGUGCCCAUCUCUCGCCAAGUCAACCAAGUCAGGCAGCAGCUCUCUGCUGGUCUCGUCCACACUGGACAAAGGAGACACACAACGUCAUCAAGCCUCAUCAUGGCGGCAGACGGCGUCCCUCACCCGGCCACGCUGGACGAUUACUCCCUGUACGGCAACCUGAGUGACGACGAGCUGCUGCAGCUUGCCAUCGAGCGCAGUCUGGCCGACGCCCAUGCUGACUACGCCCGUGACACACCCCAGAGCCCACAGCUUCCUGACCCAAAGGUCAAUAAGACGCGUGACAGCUGCCGAAUUUCACCUGAGCAGAAAACUGCCGCCCAUUACAGCUCGCCAAACCCUCCCAGCGAAAAGCCUCCUGAUGUGAAGACCUUUGAUGGGACUGUCAGUUGUUUCAUGACCGGUUCUGGAAAGAAGAUGUUGGCUUAUCGAAGGUGUGACGGUACCUUGGUCCACAUCGCUCCAGAACUUCAGGAAGAGGAAGAGCCUUUGUUUCAAGCCAUCCGGGUCGGUGAUGUGGACCGAGUGAAAGCUCUGAUCACAUGCUCUGGAAGCAACCUGAUGCUGCCCAACAAACCAGGCUGGAUGGCCAUUCAUCAGGCGGCAUGGUACGGCCAGGAGGCGUGUCUGAAAAUCCUCUUGUCGGCCCAGCGGGGGAUGGUCAACAAACGCACGGAGCGCGGUGAGACGGCGCUGCUGGUGGCCGUUGGCAGGGAGCAUCAUCAAUGUGCUCAAUUUCUGUUGGAGAAUGGAGCUGACCCCGAUAUGGCCAACCAGGAUCACGAGACUCCACUGUAUAAAGCCUGCGAGAGGAACAACCCUGCACUGGUGGCGCUGCUGCUCAAUCAUGGCGCAGCGAUCAACACUCAGUGCUUUCAGGGCUGGACGGCCAUUCAGGAGGCCGCCUGCCGCAACAACGUGGAGAUCUGCGAGAUGCUUCUGAGGGGAGGAGCCAAACACAAUCUGAGUAAUAUUUACGGGAUCACACCUUUGUUCACGGCUGCUCAGAGCGGACAAGUGGACUCGCUGCGCCUCCUGGUCAAGCACGGUGCAGACAUUAACAGUCAAGCUGCCGAUGGAGCGACGGCUCUUUACGAGGCUUCUAAAAACGUACAUGUGGAAAUUGUGAAGUUCCUCCUUUCCCAGAAAGCAGAUGCGAACAAAGCAGGAAAAACGGGACUGCUGCCGCUUCACGUCGCCACACAGAAGGGAAGUGACAGCAUCGUGUCCAUGUUGAUCCCAGCCACCAGCAAGGCGAGAGUCCGCCGCUGCGGUAUCAGUCCGCUUCACGUCGCCGCCGAGUACAAUCGUGACGACGUCUUAGAGACUUUGAUACAGGCCGGUUUUGAUGUCAAUGCCCAGCUGUGUGAACAGCGUUCCAAUCUGUAUGAGGACCGACGGAGCACGCCGCUCUACUUCGCCGUCAUCAACAACAAUAUUGACAACGUUCGCUUACUGCUGGGGUCUGGUGCUGAUCCAAACCUGGAUGUGUUCAGGCCGCUCAUGGUGGCGGCGAGGCAAGGCUGCAUUGAGACAGUCACGCUGCUGGUAGAACAUGGAGCUGAUGUCAACGCCUGCAUCCCCACCCACCCCACCACCUUCCCAGCCAUUUACAUGUUCUCCAUGAAAUAUCUUCCCAUGUUCAAAUACCUGCUAGACAACGGAGGCCAGGCCCUAUCCUGUUUCCACUGUGUGUAUGGGGCCGGACCACACCCACCGCUCCAAACCACCAGGUCCCACAGAGGUCACCUGGACAGCCCUGAGCGAGAGCUGCCAGACAACAGCCUCAGGAGAGGCGUUCAGUUCUGCGAAAUGAUAUCCGCCCCCAGCAUCAGUCGGUGGGCGGGGCCAAUCAUUGAUGUGCUGCUAGACUACGUUGGUCACGUGACCCUCUGCUCUCGACUAAUGGAACACUUGGACAGUUUUGAAGACUGGAACAUCAUUAAGGAGAAAGCAGCCGUGCCGCGGCCGCUGAUGCAGCUGUGUCGUAUGCAGAUCGUACAGCUGGUUGGACGGCGACGGCUAAAGAGGUUACCGCUUCCUGGAGGCCUGAUCCGUUUCCUGCGACACCAGGAAGGUUAUGUGGACGUCUGA